AUGGCGGGGCAUCUUAAUCACGGCCGUGGUCAUGGCCACGGCCACCACCAUUUCCAUAUAAGAGGAUUACCUUUGGAGGCAGAGCAGCCUGCCCAACUGGAGACUGGACAAGGGAUCGGCAAUUCGUUUCUCACUGGGACAAAUACAAUUGCUCAACUCACCCCGAGGGAAAAUAACCUCGAUGAAAAGCCAGUGGGUGGCUCGAUGACUCUUCCGAUCAUCCUAGGUGUUUGCAUUCCGGUAGGACUAGCAGUUUCAGUUCUGCUUUAUUUACACCACCGAACAACUGUAAGACAGAGGAAAGAGGAUGAGACGGACAAGUAUAAGUCGAUGGACUUUGGUCUUGAGGGUAAUUUGCCCGGCAAAGCUGGUAAGAGGCGGAGUGCUUUCUUCGGAAAGGAGAAGGACCCGAGUCACAAAAUGCAACUUUCUAUGGAUAUGAAUCUUUCAAGUCCUUAUCUCCUUCCGCCCAAUCUACAGAACUCCCGGGAAUCACUUGCGAGGAGCCUCAACCAAGCUGAAGAUCCGUAUCGACCAGUUACCAGCUAUGGCGCUAGUGAUGCGGGUUCUUUGCGCUCCGUCCAGAAAGGACCUGAUAGGCGUUCAGGACCCGGGCAGAGGCUCGGGGUUAACACGGCCGGCGAUUUCUCUACCCGUCAAAAGGGGCUGCCUUCAUCUCCAUCUCCUCUUCAGCCAGUACCUCCCGCUGCGAAGCGAUCAUCGCGUCGUGAGUCGGCAGAGAAACAACCUGCCCUCCCGGUUAAGAAUGAAUUCCGCUUCGUCGAUGACGCUCCAACUGUCGCCAAGGUCCCUGAGAUUCAGGAGCCGGCAGCAGCGGCUUCGCGUGUUUCUAAUGGCUCCGUUAACGCUGUCGGAUCUGCGACUACCAUGAACUCUGUUGCUAUGCCAAAGCCCGGCGUCCAAGGCCUAGGAUCGCGACCGCCAAGGAACGAAUCGCUCGUUGCUGCACCUAAUGUCGCUGAUGACUACGAGGAUUACACAGCUCAUUUCCAGAUCGACGAUGCCGAUGAUGUUGUAACGGGUAGCAACGAUCGACACAUGCAGCCACGUAUAAACGAGCCUGAGCACCCACUUUCCGCUGGCUUGGGCGUACCCGGUAAGGAUAACCGUAGGCUAUCUGUUGGAUUCCGUCCCCUUCCGCCUGAUGACUUCCUUGAGUCGGAAGAUCCUGAAUUCAGAGCCAACAGGAUUCGUUCAUUCUACAAAGAGUACUUCGAGGAGACCAAGACAGAUUCCGGAAAACCACCACCCAUUCCCCAGCAAGCACAGAAAGCCACCUACUAUGAUGAUUACGAUGCCAACUAUCUCGGUGAUACCGCAUUUUUCGACCCCGACAGCAAUGCAUUCGUUAUGCCUUACGCGCAACCUGUUACUCGCCGUGCUAUGACUCCCCCUCCGAGCAACCGACGACCAAUGCCUGGACCAGGAGGACCGGGAGGACCCCGUGGUCCACCUGGCCCGCGUGGCCCCCCUGGUCACGGUCCUCACGGAAGUAUGAACAUGCCUGGUGGACCUCGUGGAAGACCCAGGGCUGGUUCCACACAAUCAGCUGGUAGAUGGGCACAAAUGAGCCCGCGUCCAGGCUCAUCAGCCUCCAACCGCUUCGCAGGUAAUGGGAUGGGUGGCAAACCGCGAAAGCCGAUGCCCCCUCCUGCUGCGCUUAACACCUUGCCUACUCCUUCCAAGUUGAGAGAUGACUCUUUUGCUAUCAUGGGUUCUAUCGAAUUUGCUCCUCCCCCUUCUUUCAAGGACAUCGCAGCUGGUCGGUCGCAGAGUCCUGUUGGUGAACGUAAGCCUUACGUCCUGAAUACGCCAAUUCACUCGCCGCUAGUGAGCGCUUUCGACGACACACCAGCGUUACCCAGCCCGCACUUGUUGCGUAAAUCAGGAACAUUCACUGCUCUAGAUUUCGCUCCUCCGCGUCGGUUUAAGGAUGCUGACACUAUGAGUGAUGCGGGUAGUGUUGUUAGCAACCGUAGCGGUAUUUCGUCUGCUAAUCUAAGCGCCAUCCGCGGCGGUGCAGGUAGAGUCAGUCGUCUACCAGGAGACACCGUUUUCACACAACAGGCGAUGAACAAUACUCUGAAGCCGUCGUGGAACAUGAGGGACUAG
Molecule: messenger RNA, 2133 nt
Organism: Daldinia childiae
Lineage: Eukaryota; Fungi; Ascomycota; Sordariomycetes; Xylariales; Hypoxylaceae
Exons: 4
Coding region: 1-2133 (710 amino acids)
Source: RefSeq, a predicted model, not a curated record